UCAGCUCAGUUUAGCCUCAGCAGCUUUGCUGUACAAGAAGACAGGUUUUUCUUGAGAAAUUCAUCAAUAUUGACAGCACCUAACUGGAUUACAAGCUACUGGGGACCAAUGGUAUAAGACAGCAUACUUUAAAAAAACUGCUAGAGCGGUGGAACCUUCAGCUCUGGGGUUUAUCGUGCAGUGACUGAAGCAUCCUGACAGCUUGUAUUGAGGAAUGGAACUUUUUUCUCUUUCUGAGAUGAAAUACCUUCCCAAGAUGCACUUCAUUCUGUUGAUGCUGCUGUAUCUAUUAGGAGCUGCAAGAACUCAAGUCAAUCCAGGUGUGUGCCGCUAUCCUCUUGGAAUGUCUGGUGGGCAGAUUCAAGACGAAGAUAUCACAGCAUCCAGUCAGUGGUCUGAAUCUACCGCAGCUAAAUAUGGAAGGCUUGAUUUUGAAGAAGGGGAUGGAGCUUGGUGCCCCGAGAUCCCCGUGGAGCCAGACAACCUGAAAGAGUUCCUUGAGAUUGACCUGCGCACUCUGCACUUUAUAACCCUGGUGGGGUCACAGGGGCGCCAUGCUGGGGGCCACGGCAAUGAGUUUGCUCAGAUGUACAAAAUCAAAUACAGUCGGGAUGGGAGCCGCUGGAUAUCUCGGAAGAACCGCCUUGGGAAGCAGUUAAUCGAAGGGAACAAAAAUGCCUAUGACAUUGUCCUGAAGGACCUGGAGCCUCCCAUUAUCGCCAGGUUCGUCCGAUUUGUCCCUGUGACUGAUCACUCCAGGAACGUGUGCAUGAGGGUGGAGCUCUAUGGGUGUGAGUGGUUAGAUGGUCUGGUCUCCUAUAAUGCUCCAGCAGGCCAGCAGAUCAUUGUGCCAAGAGGAUCUAAUGUUUACCUCAACGACUCUGUUUAUGACGGCGCUGUUGGUUACAGUAUGACAGAGGGUCUUGGGCAGUUGACCGAUGGAGUCUGGGGUCUGGAUGACUUCACACAGAGCCAUGUGUACAAUGUCUGGCCUGGCUAUGACUACGUGGGCUGGUCCAAUGAGAGCUUCACCACCAACUAUGUGGAGAUUAUGUUUGAGUUUGACAGAAUCCGGAACUUCACUACAAUGAAGGUUCACUGUAACAACAUGUUUUCGAAGGGGGUGAAGAUCUUUCGAGAGGUGCAGUGUUAUUUCCGCUCAGAGACCAAUGACUGGGAACCCAACCCUAUCUCCUCCGUCCUGGUGCUGGACGAUGUUAACCCCAGUGCCCGCUUCGUCACCGUGCCCCUUCUGAACCGCAUGGCCAGCGCCAUCAAAUGCCAGUACUACUUUGCUGACACCUGGAUGAUGUUCAGCGAAAUCACCUUCCAGUCAGACACAGCCAUGUACAACACAACUGGAGCCCCACCAAAAAUUCUCCCAGGAACCCCAACCAGCACACAGCCAGCAAAACAGAAAGAAGCACUCGAAGAAACAGAAGGUGAUGAUCCAACCCACAAAGUGGAUGACAGUAACACUCGCAUUCUGAUUGGCUGUUUGGUGGCCAUCAUCUUCAUCCUGGUUGCCAUUAUUGUCAUCAUCCUGUGGAGGCAGUUCUGGCAGAAGAUACUGGAGAAGGCUUCUCGGCGGAUGCUGGACGAUGAACUGACAGCCAGUCUGUCGCUACAGAGUGAGACCUUCACCUAUAACAACAACAACAAUCGCUCGUCGUCGGCCAGUGAACAGGAGUCCAACUCCACCUACGACAGGAUCUUCCCACUGGGGCCCGACUACCAGGAGCCUUCCAGGCUGAUCAGAAAGCUGCCCGAGUUUUAUCAGGCGGCUGAGGAGGCUGCGGCCGGCAGCAGCGGGGUUGUGAAGCAAGCCCCGGCCAGCGGACAGGAGGGUAUGCCGCACUACGCUGAGGCCGACAUCGUGAACCUGCAGGGAGUGACUGGUAGCAACACCUACGCCGUGCCAGCUGUCACUAUGGAUCUGCUCUCCGGGAAGGAUGUGGCAGUCGAAGAGUUCCCCAGGAAACUGCUUACCUUCAAAGAGAAGCUUGGGGAGGGGCAGUUUGGAGAGGUGCACUUGUGUGAGGCUGAGGGAAUGUCAGAGUUUACUGACAAGGAUUUUUCUUUUGACAUCACUGCAAAUCAGCCUGUUCUGGUAGCUGUAAAAAUGUUACGAGCAGAUGCCAACAAGAAUGCUAGAAACGAUUUCUUGAAAGAAAUUAAGAUCAUGUCUCGAUUAAAAGACCCCAACAUUAUCCGCCUUCUGGCAGUGUGUAUCUGCGAUGAUCCUCUCUGUAUGAUCACGGAGUACAUGGAGAACGGGGAUCUCAAUCAGUUCUUAUCCCGUCACGAGCCAGAGGGACAGGUCUGUCUGGCCAGCAACACCCCCACUGUCAGUUUUGCUAAUAUUCAGUACAUGGUCACACAGAUAGCAUCGGGCAUGAAGUAUCUUUCCUCCCUCAACUUUGUUCACCGUGACCUGGCCACUCGUAACUGCCUGGUUGGCAAGAACUUCACCAUCAAGAUUGCUGACUUUGGGAUGAGCCGCAACCUGUACAGCGGAGACUACUACCGCAUCCAAGGGAGAGCCGUACUGCCCAUCCGCUGGAUGUCCUGGGAGAGUAUUCUGUUGGGCAAGUUUACCACCGCCAGUGAUGUGUGGGCAUUUGGGGUAACUCUCUGGGAGACUCUGACGUUCUGCCUGGAGCAGCCCUACUCCCAGCUGUCAGACGAACAGGUCAUUGAAAACACCGGCGAGUUCUUCAGGGAUCAGGGGCGGCAGAUCUAUUUGCCACAGCCUGCCAUUUGCCCGGACCCUGUCUACAAACUAAUGCUAAGCUGCUGGAGGAGAGACACCAAAGAUCGGCCAUCAUUUCAAGACAUCUACCACAGUCUUCUAGAAUGCACCGCCUAGGCGCGCAGUGCUUGCAAAGGCAAUGCUUGCAAAUUGGACUUAUUGUUUGUGUCUUUGUGUAGAAACAAACUUAGUAUGUGCAGAUGGGAAUGUGGGGAAAAGAGGCAAUCAAAGGAAGCCAAUGAAGGUUGAUGAGCAUUAUUUAUACAUGAGAAUUAUCAACUCACUGCCUUUAUUUGUUUAUUGUGUUGUCACACUACCUAGGCAACGGUUUCAGAGGGAGUGUCUGUGAGGUCCUCCACAGCAAAUGAACUGAAAAAGAGAAGGACAAAGGAGCAGUAAGAACGAUUGCCAGUGUGAACUAUAGUUCAGUGUGCUAAAUUCAGAAAUAUUGGUACUUCUUUCUAUUCUGGGGAUCUUUUACUGUUAUGAAGACCUAUUUAAGGGGCUACAAAGGGGACAAUAUCUCCAAAUUAUAAUAUAUAACUGUCUUAAUAGUAAUUGUUGCCUUAAUUAUGGAAGCCUUUCUUUUUUAUCAGUGUUUAUACACGUUAUAUUGGAGGUUGUUUCAGUUUGAAAAAAAAAUUAAAACGAUACAGAAACUAUUGAUUUAGCCAUUCUUAUUAAAAACAAAGACAUAAGUGCUCACAUAGGUAAUCUUACAUUUAAAAAAUAGGGAACAAGCACUAGUAAUGCUGGUGACAAUGAUGUAUAAAGAACUUCAUUUUUGUAUUUUAUUAUUUAGAUACUUCUGAAUAGAAGAGCUGUUUAUGGCCAUAUAUUUUAUGUAUGUAUGUAUGCAGAUUUUAUUAAAUACAUGCACCACAGAUACAAAAGUACUAUUAUGCUAUCUUAAUAUGUUUCCUUUUUUAGAAAUACCCUAGAAAUGUUGGGCCAGCUGUAUUACCUAAAGUGUAGUGUGUGUUUUUGGAACAGGGGUUAUAACACAUCUGCUCUGUAUUCACAGUAUAAUCUAUUUAUUAGAUUGGUGCUAUUUUUAUUCGUAUUGCCUAAUGCCAGUAACAUGUAGGACAGUAUGUUGAAUUGUGGCUAGUUGCAUGAGCCAUAAAGUAGUCCAAUAAAAGUUUAUUCUAAAUUAUUAUGUACAAAGAAAACAAUGCAUGUGAAAUCUUAGGGGAAUUCCCUGUUCAAUCGAAUGUUGUGCAUUUUUGAUCCUCUACUGUUUUUGAACUCCUACGAUUUCAUGGAUUAGACAAAAAUGCAGUUUAUUUUUGCCUAUACUGAAGCCUUCUGUAUUAGCUUCCAUACACCCACAAAUAAUUUGUACAUUCGCUCAUUAUCUGUAACACAGAAUUCAUCUCCAUUCUUUCAUGUUGCCAAUUCCAGAUAGGAAAGAAGACUCAACAUGUAGCUUUACAUAUUAGCUUUUUAUUUUAAAGGUGGUAAAAUGUCUUUUGAAGGUAUAUUGAUUUUCAAUGUAUUUUAUUUAUAUAGCGCUUUUCAUACCACAGUAUCUCAAAGCGCUUUACGUGUCAGUUAAAAC
This is a messenger RNA of Polyodon spathula (Mississippi paddlefish), 4313 nucleotides long. Its product is annotated as discoidin domain-containing receptor 2-like. Gene Ontology annotation, cellular component: signaling receptor complex; membrane. Gene Ontology annotation, biological process: protein phosphorylation; multicellular organism development; positive regulation of kinase activity. Gene Ontology annotation, molecular function: protein tyrosine kinase collagen receptor activity; collagen binding; ATP binding. The record is from RefSeq and is a predicted model, not a curated record. Bases 215 to 2869 code for a protein of 884 amino acids. NCBI's taxonomy places the organism in Eukaryota, Metazoa, Chordata, Actinopteri, Acipenseriformes, Polyodontidae. The transcript is spliced from 19 exons.